UGAUUUGUAAAUUAAAGAACAACUACAUUCAGUCCAUGUGAUUCAUUUCACGGCUAUUGAAAACGCAGUGCUUAAAGGACAUUUCCCAAUUCACAAUACCAGGAAGUCCAUGUUUAUCUUGGUGCGUUUUUGAAUAAUGUGUUUUUCAUUGAAUAACUACAUUUCCCAUGAAGCUUGGCGCUGUCACUUGACGGCUUCACAUGAUACACACAUCAACAAAUCCCUGUGCAGUGUCGUGGAAAACAAGUUAAACCACUAACCGCUUCCCGCAAAUAAAGUUAAUGUCCGUACGGAAGGAAAAGCGCUGUUACAGGUGGGCUGGAGUUGGAAGUUUCUAACCAUAUGUUUUUAAUUUACUCUUCAUAAAUAGAUCGAGUAGUUAUGUCAGUCAUGGAUCCUGUUGCUGAUAAAAAGCUGUCUGGACUGGUUGCAGCUACUUUUACUCCAUUCACCACUGAGGGCAGGGAGAUCAACCUGUCAGAAAUUGGACCUUAUGUCGACUAUCUGACAGAGAAGCAACAUGUAAAAAACAUAUUUGUGAAUGGCACCACAGGAGAGAGCAUGUCUCUCAGUGUUGCAGAGAGAAAGAGCCUCGCAGAGGAGUGGUGUCAGAGAGCCAAGGGCAAACUGGAUCAGGUGAUUGUGCAUGUCGGCUGCAUGAGCCUUAAAGAUUCCCAAGAACUGGCUCUCCACGCAGCACAGGUCGGGGCUGAUGGGAUAGCAGUCAUUGCGCCCUCCUUCUUCAAACCCAGCGGUGCAAAUGCGUUGAAGAUGUUCCUCCAGGAAGUGGCUAAAGUUGCCCCGACUCUGCCCUUCUAUUAUUAUCACAUUCCAGCUGUCACCGGCGUCAACGUGCUGGCGAGAGAUGUGCUGGAAGAUAUUGAGAAGCUCAUUCCCUCCUUCAGAGGUGUGAAGUUCAGCGGGACUGACCUGAUGGACUUCGGCCAGUGUGUCAGCUCCGGUCAGCCUCACUGGUCGAUCCUCUACGGCGUGGACGAGCAACUGCUUGCAGCUCUGGCUUUGGGAGCCCAAGGAGCGGUUGGCAGCACAUAUAACUAUCUAGGAUGCCAUGUCAACAAGCUCACUUCAGCAUUUGAGGAGGGCGACCUUGUCCGAGCCAGAACUAUACAGUUCAAGAUGCAAGAGCUUCUCACUUAUGCCAUAAAACAUGGCUUCAACCUGGGUGUGAACAAGCAGCUGAUGAUUGAGGUGUCAGGCUUGCGCCUUGGGCCCCCUCGACUCCCCGUGAUGACAUGUCCUCCUUCUCAGGCUCUGCCCAUCGUACAGAAAUAUCACAGCCUUUUUCCCAAAUGCUGAUAUGUUCUCACUGGUUUGAGACAUUUAGCGCUCACCUGAAUCCUGUUACUAAUGCCUCAGACGCACGGCGACUGUGCUGGAUCCAGCUACUGUGUGUGUGUGUCUUGUUAUGCUACUGAACCCACUAUUCAGAAUCAAAUGUUAAAACUUUGCAUCUAACCUCACCGUUAAAAAGGACGGGAAUAAACUGUGUUUCUAUUUUUUCAGCUAAAUGCUUCAAGUGGCCUUGUGCACAUAGUUCCAGGUGCACAGUCAGACAACCACUGUGUUUUCCUGUGGAGACUCAGACACAUUCAGGUAGCACAGGGCAUCACAAGGGCAUCUUCGCUUGAUUAAAGGUUCAAGAACAUUUUUAUGGGAAUUCUCAGUUGACAUCUUUUCUCAUGAGUCAGUGCUUCCCUUCGUUGGGGACAAAUCCAGUAUGUUAGCCCUGGAUUGUAAUCUCAGUGUUUAUCAUGAAAUGUGAAAAUAGCUAACUUUUGUUACCAUUUUGUUGCAUUUAGGGAUCCGGGGACUGUCACAAAUCAGCAGUACUGUCUUAUUAUCCUGUAUUAUAUAUGAGCAUGGCUGAAUCUCGUUUUAGGAAUCGUUAGUAGAAUGGUUUGCCUCUUUCCAUAUUUGCCACCGGCAAAAUAAAAGUUCAGUAUUUUUGCUUGUUUUUCUACAUUGAAAAAUGCCAGUUAUGGAAAAACCCCAACCUCGAGAUGAGCCUAUCAGAGGGAGGAUGACUGAGACAGAGGGGGGCAUUGAUUUUAACGCUGCUUUUAGUGUCUGACACUCCAGAAAAAUUUUUUACAAGGGAACAUAAAACACUCGCACAUGUGAUUCUGCCCUUGUUUUGAGUUAAAAUGUUACAUUGCUUUUAAAUGUAUAAUUGCUGAAUUGCUUAUAAAAGGGAAAUGUACUGUUUAAGUAAGAAUCUUUGUAUUGUUUCUGAACUUAAUCACUAAUUUGUUACUAAUAAAUGCACUGAUGAAUUUGUUGAUUCA
This is a messenger RNA of Chelmon rostratus (copperband butterflyfish), 2306 nucleotides long. It is a transcript of the gene npl, whose product is annotated as N-acetylneuraminate pyruvate lyase (dihydrodipicolinate synthase). Gene Ontology annotation, biological process: N-acetylneuraminate catabolic process. The coding region runs from base 382 to 1317 and encodes 311 amino acids. The transcript has 12 exons. The record is from RefSeq and is a predicted model, not a curated record. Gene Ontology annotation, molecular function: 4-hydroxy-tetrahydrodipicolinate synthase activity; N-acetylneuraminate lyase activity. NCBI's taxonomy places the organism in Eukaryota, Metazoa, Chordata, Actinopteri, Chaetodontiformes, Chaetodontidae.